This is a messenger RNA of Verticillium nonalfalfae, 585 nucleotides long. It is a transcript of the gene MSL1, whose product is annotated as U2 snRNP complex subunit msl1. NCBI's taxonomy places the organism in Eukaryota, Fungi, Ascomycota, Sordariomycetes, Glomerellales, Plectosphaerellaceae. Gene Ontology annotation, molecular function: U12 snRNA binding; pre-mRNA intronic binding. Gene Ontology annotation, cellular component: U12-type spliceosomal complex. The coding region runs from base 1 to 585 and encodes 194 amino acids. The record is from RefSeq and is a predicted model, not a curated record. Gene Ontology annotation, biological process: mRNA splicing, via spliceosome. The transcript has 3 exons.
AUGGCUGCCGUUGCCCCUCCCCGCGGUCUUCCGCCCAAUGCCUCCCUCCCCACCAAGGUGACCCCGAUCGCACCCAACCAGACACUCUACAUCACAAACCUCCCUUCAGCAAAAAUCCAGAAACCCGACCUACGCACCGAAUUGUACCUGCUCUUCUCGACCUAUGGUCCUGUUCUCGACAUUGUCGCGAUGAAGACCAUGAAGAUGCGCGGCCAGGCGCACAUCACCUACCGCGAUAUUCAGACAGCGACACAAGCCAUGAGGUCGCUGGAGGGAUUCGAGUUUCUCGGUCGCCCACUCAGAAUCCAGUACGCCAAGAGCAAGUCGGACUUCAUUGCCAGGCUCGACCCUAACUUUGAGCUGCCCAAGACGGGCGCCGCCAAGGUUGAGGUCACAUCACUGCAGCAGAGCAUCUUCAACGCGCCAGCGCCUGGGACCGCUGCUAAGCCGGCGCCCGCCGCGGACACAACCAUGGAGGAUGCGCGCUCGGAGGGCGGCCGGGGGCAGAAGAGGACAAGAGACCAGGAGGAAGAGGAGGAGAGCGACGAUGACGGCGACGUGGCCAUGGAGGAGGACAGCGACUGA